AGACAAGUGGUUGUCUGUUUCUUCAAUCCUGCAACUCAAGACCCUCCCUAAGCCCCAACUUCUACUUGGAUUUUAUCAAAAACCCACCAACUCAUGAUUCUGUUUUCUUCUUCCUCUUCUGUUGUACCUAAAAAAAUUUAUUGUGAGAUUUAAAAACUUGGGUUUGUUUAUAACAUGAGUUUAUUUCCUUUUAGAGAUAAAUGUAUUGCUACUGGUGGUGGUGGUCGUCGUGCUCUUCUUCUUCUUAGGGUUCGCCGUGUUCGAGUCGGUGGUAAUGGAGACGAUGGAAUCCUGUGUUCCACCGGGUUUCAGGUUUCAUCCCACGGAUGAAGAGCUUGUGGGUUAUUAUCUGAAGAAGAAGGUGGCAGCUCCCACUCAGAAGAUCGAUCUCGACGUUAUUAGAGACGUCGAUCUGUACAGAAUUGAACCAUGGGACCUCCAAGAGAGGUGCAGAAUAGGGUAUGAAGAGCGAAACGAGUGGUAUUUCUUCAGCCACAAGGACAAGAAGUAUCCAACAGGAACAAGGACGAAUAGGGCAACCAUGGCUGGGUUCUGGAAGGCAACUGGGAGAGAUAAGGCUGUGUAUGACAAGAUGAAACUCAUCGGCAUGAGGAAGACUCUUGUCUUCUACAAAGGGAGAGCUCCCAAUGGACAGAAAACUGACUGGAUCAUGCAUGAAUACAGGCUUGAAUCCGAAGAGAAUGGUCCUCCUCAGGAAGAAGGAUGGGUGGUCUGCCGAGCAUUCAAGAAACGAACCAACUGCCAAACAAGAGGAAAUGAAGGAUGGGACUCAAGUUACUUCUACGAUGAACCGAGUGGGAUCAGCUCCAUUGUUGAUCCCAUAGAUUACAUUAAUCCAAGGCAGCCCCAAAACUUCAUGUGUAAGCAAGAGAUAGAAGGAGACCAUUUGAACUUCUUGGGUUCCCAUAGUUUUGUACAGCUUCCCCAGCUUGAGAGCCCAACUCUACCUCUAAUGAAGAAGCCAAAUCUGAUAUCAAUGAUGUCACCUGAAAAUGACAAGGAAGAUGAAGAGGCUGGAAGAGGGUGCAAUAACACAGAGAAAGUAACAGAUUGGAGAGCCCUAGACAAGUUUGUGGCUUCCCAAUUGAGUCAAGAAGAUAGAUAUGGUUGUGAAGGGAUCUCAAGCUUUGGAGAACAUCAUAAUUCGGAUAUGGCCUUGCUUAUGUUGCAGAGUAGUACAAGUGAGGAAGGAAAUAAGUUGAAUGGGUUAUUGAGUUCAAAUGCAGACUGUGAUAUUGGAAUUUGUGUAUUUGACAAAUGAAGAGAAUGGAAAAGGUAUAGGUUGAAGAUAAAGAGGGAGAUCAGUGGAGAUUGGAGACCGAAGGAGUGUUGUUACCUUUGCUUUUACUUACUUUUUUUUUUUUU
Messenger RNA from Macadamia integrifolia, 1386 nucleotides. Its product is annotated as NAC domain-containing protein 37-like. The transcript has 4 exons. Gene Ontology annotation, molecular function: DNA binding. NCBI's taxonomy places the organism in Eukaryota, Viridiplantae, Streptophyta, Magnoliopsida, Proteales, Proteaceae. The record is from RefSeq and is a predicted model, not a curated record. Bases 275 to 1282 code for a protein of 335 amino acids. Gene Ontology annotation, biological process: regulation of DNA-templated transcription.